AUGAAACUUAAAGCAGUUAAUGGCGCAGAAUUUUCACUUGAAAAAUAUAAAGAUUUGCCUACAUCAGGAUUUGAAUUUUUAACUGUGUAUACUUGUAUGCAGAGUGAUUCCAAUUUACUAUACAUAGUCUAA
Messenger RNA from Entrophospora sp. SA101, 132 nucleotides. The record is from the annotation of a GenBank genome assembly. NCBI's taxonomy places the organism in Eukaryota, Fungi, Glomeromycota, Glomeromycetes, Entrophosporales, Entrophosporaceae.